Podarcis raffonei (Aeolian wall lizard) is the source of this 2991-nucleotide messenger RNA. RefSeq names its product Enah/Vasp-like (gene EVL). The record is from RefSeq and is a predicted model, not a curated record. NCBI's taxonomy places the organism in Eukaryota, Metazoa, Chordata, Lepidosauria, Squamata, Lacertidae. The coding region runs from base 689 to 2803 and encodes 704 amino acids. The transcript is spliced from 15 exons. Gene Ontology annotation, cellular component: cytoskeleton. Gene Ontology annotation, biological process: actin polymerization or depolymerization; protein homotetramerization; positive regulation of actin filament polymerization. Gene Ontology annotation, molecular function: profilin binding; actin binding; SH3 domain binding.
CGCGCCCGGGCGUUGCAUGGGCGCCUCGCGUGUGCGCUUUUCUUCCCCGCCCGCUCUGUGCGCGUGCCUGGACGGGCUCGCCAGGUCGGCGAUGCCUCUGCGAGAGCCGUAGCGGCGGCAGGCAGGCAGGCAGGCAGACAGACGGGCGGAAGUGUCUGUCAGCAGCAGCGGGCAGCCGAGCCCCGCGGGCUUUGUGCGCUUCCUCCUCCACCUCCUCGCCGUCGCCUCCCUCCCUCCCUCCCGCCCCACGCCCACCACCCUCGCCUCGCCACAUCCCGGGAAAGCGGAGCGGGAGGAGGAGGAUGGCCGGGCCCCUGGACCGCUUGCCCGGCGCCGUGGAGAAGCUCCCCGGCAGCUAGCGCCCUUGGCCGGCGGGGACGAAGAUGCCAUUGCGCGCCAGCCGCAGGCCGCCAGGAGCAGCAGCAGCAGCAGCAGGGCGACUGAGCAGCGGAUGCAGCGACGCCAAAGCCCGCCGGGCUCCCUCCUCCUCCUCCUUCUCCCGGGCGCCGCUCCUCCAUUGAGCAUCUGACAGCCCGCAGUAGCGCGAGACGCCGAGGCCGCCGCUUUUGCAGCCGCCGCCGCCGCGCUGCCGAGCCCGGGGCCCGGGCAAGAGCUUCCCGCUGCGCAGUGGGAGCUGGCGGGGAGACGCCGGCCAGAGGCGGCUGCGCACAGCUCGACUGCGGGGAAAAUGAGUGAACAGAGUAUUUGCCAAGCCCGGGCGUCAGUUAUGGUCUACGACGAUACCAGUAAGAAAUGGGUGCCAAUAAAGCCCGGCCAACAAGGCUUCAGCCGAAUCAACAUCUACCACAACACUGCCAGUAACACAUUUAGAGUAGUCGGAGUUAAACUACAAGAUCAGCAAGUAGUGAUCAAUUAUUCAAUUGUGAAAGGACUAAAGUACAACCAGGCGACGCCAACAUUCCAUCAGUGGCGCGAUGCACGGCAGGUCUAUGGGCUGAACUUCGCCAGCAAGGAGGAGGCGACCACGUUCUCAAACGCCAUGCUGUUUGCCCUGAAUAUCAUGAACUCUCUGCAAGAUGGAGGUCCAACAACCCAACGCCAGGUUCAAAAUGGACCUUCUCCAGAUGAAAUGGAGGUUCAGAGACGGCAAGCCAUGGAGCAGCAACAGCGCCAGGAAUCUCUGGAAAGAAGAACCUCUACCACAGUUUCCACCCUUCAGAUAAAAGUGUCUUCUUCCCCCUUCCACUGCCAGUCUCCUCCUCCUGACUACAGUAACUACAAUGCUUCCACUUCCACGGGUGCUGUCCCGCCUCCACCUCCUUACGCCAAAGUUAUCUCGUCGGCAUCUUCUCCUCUCCCUGACCCUCUGGGCAAAGCCUCUUUCAAACCCCCUCAGGGGCCCAGGGAACCCCCUCUGCACUGCCACCGACAUUCUGCCUCAGAGUUCUCUCCAUCUCCAGCUUCCUCCAUCCCUCCGGCCUGGCCAGGCUACAGGACUGUGACACGAAGCACCAAGCACAUCUCUUUAUCCCCGCCACCUGCCCCGGCUUCCCAUUACCCCUUCGCCCCUCCUCAGCCCACCAGGCGCUCCUCUCUCUCCUAUUCCCCUCAGCCUCCCUCCCCACCCGUGACCCUGACGCCCCCCGUACAAAAGGGUCUGUUCCUGCAGCCCCAUAUUCCAGUGGUCCUCCCUGUCCUCCCUGCCCAAAACGGCAGGAUGCGGGAGCCCACAGACACCGUGGUCCAAGACACCUCCGCAAACGUACCUCAGCUAGGUCUGAACGGCCACCGCGACGGACAUUUUGCCACGCAAAUUCCUCCGAGCUCCUCUAGGACCCAGGUAAAGAGAACAGACGAGUCCUAUUUCUCGUACUUGGAAGCCGUGCCUGUUUCGCAUCUGCCUGUCAUAGCCGACCCAGCGGGGUCUUACAUCCAGGCUUUCCCCCGGCCCUCCCAACAUUCGCCUCAUUCUCCACACCAGCUCUAUCCAUCCAUGUCACACUUUGUUCCUUAUUACGCCGCUGUAUCUGAGGUGAAUUUGUCCAAGAGGAACCUUCCUUACAUGACUUCAUCAACCAUUUCCCACUUCAGCCCCGUCCUUCCACCAGGCCACCCCUCGGCUGGGAUACCCACUUCCUCUGGUGGUCCACCUCCGCCUCCUCCCCCGCCUCCUCCCCCUUCGGGCACUGUGCCACCCCCGCCGCCCCCGUUGCCAGCAGGCGGUGGAGGGUCCGGCACUGACGACGGGUCCGUGUCGGGACUAGCGGCAGCUCUGGCUGGUGCCAAACUAAGGAGAGUACAACGGCCAGAGGAUGCCUCAGGAGGUUCUAGUCCCAGUGGUGCUUCCAAGGGCGAUGCCAAUAGGACGAGUAGUGGUGGAGGCGGACUAAUGGAAGAAAUGAAUAAACUACUGGCGAAAAGGAGGAAAGCAGCAUCACAGUCGGACAAGCCAGCUGACAAAAAGGAAGAGGAAAGCCAAAACGAGGAGGCUAGCACCUCUCCUUCCCCCGGUACGCGAGGCCCUGUUCAGCAGCAAAAUUCCUCAGCAGAUGCUGGAAAGAAGCCUUGGGAGAGAAGCAACUCUGUGGAAAAACCUGUCACUGCGCUACUCUCUAGAAAUCCAUCAGUGGGGAGGAGUCCUGAACCAAAGAGCCCCAUUCAGUUCCAACCAUCCUUUAGGAUGAAACCUGCAAGCAGCAGCAAUGACGUGGCCAUGGACACCUUAGAUUUUGAUCGCAUGAAACAAGAAAUAUUGGAGGAAGUUGUAAAAGAAUUACACAAAGUAAAAGAAGAGAUAAUCGAUGCCAUCAGGCAAGAGUUGAGUAGAAUCAGCACGACAUAAUGGCCAUGGAACCAUCUAGAAGCCACAUAGGAUGUGAAAGGCAACUGGAUCGUGUCUGAGCAUCCCAAGACCAUGCAAGAUGGUGAAAGAGGACACCUGGCUCUGUCUUUUGUUCUUAAAUCCUUUUUAUUAGCAGACUCAGCAGACUUUGAGGCUUGCUGCUGCCUUGGAUUUGCUUCAUUUAAAAA